AUGAAGGGUCUGACGGUGAACGACAUGUGCCAGUGUGGCUUCUUGACUUACUUCCUCAUCUUCUCACUCACUUCUGUCAGCACGGCGGUCAGCUUCGACCUCACUGAGCUGAGGAACAAAGUGGCCAAAAUCAAUGUGCAUCCAAGAGGGAACCUUUGGGCGACAGGGCAUUUCAUGGGCAAAAAGAGUGUGAUGGACACGCCCUUGCUUUCAUCCGCUGAGGACCAGGAGUUGGGGGCCUUGGAGGACUCCCAACCGCAGGGGCCCACUGGCCUCAAGAAGCUUUUCCAGGACUUCCUGCGUGUGGCCAUACAAGCACAGAUGGACUCUCAAGAGAGCCACUUAAAAUCUCAGGAAGCUGAGAUGCUGAUGAGGAUUUUGGAGAUUUACAAACAAAGAAAAUGA
Messenger RNA from Nerophis lumbriciformis (worm pipefish), 405 nucleotides. The record is from RefSeq and is a predicted model, not a curated record. NCBI's taxonomy places the organism in Eukaryota, Metazoa, Chordata, Actinopteri, Syngnathiformes, Syngnathidae.